AAAAAGAUUUUCGGUAUAUUUUAACGGCCCCACUGCGGCCGCACUGAGUUUAUUAACAAAAUAAAAAACAACAAAUUGAUUAGCAAAAUGGUUAGCAGAAACUUAGAAAGCACGAGUAAAGUUCCGACUUUCCAUGUAAUUCGCGAGGUCUAUGACAGUUCUAAUGCCCAUGAAAGAUUCGAGGCGGAACUGGACAAGGCGCUGGAGGCCAAGGUGGACUUCAUCAUUAUAGAGCCACCGCGAUUGGGCGACGAAACUGGUCGUUGGAUUUGGGUGGGGAACUGCCUGCACAAGACUGCGGUGGCCACUGGAGUCGUCUCCCUGGUGGCCAGUUUGCUCUGGCGGGAUCGCCCCAUCAUUGCAGCACCUGCUUGUGCCCUAUCGCUAUUUUGCGCAGGACUCUACACGGUCUCCUGGAACUACGAUCCCUGUUGUCAAUAUCAGGUGGAAAACAACGACACCGUGCUGGAGAAACUCCCUCUAACAGAUGUAUCCUCGCCUGUGAUCCUGGGCUACUCGCCCAACUCCAAAACCAAAUACUUGCACCGCGGCGUGUCCUUCCUCUCGGCCGCCCUUUGCGCAUGGCAAAUCUGGAGGUCCUACAAGUAGGACUUGCGAAAAGGAAUCCCUGAAAUGGGCAGCUGCUGGAUAGGGAAAGUCCAAUGCGGAGACGUAAUACCCAAUAAGUUUAGUCUAGGCACCUAAGCGAAUGCAUUUCUUUUAGAUUUUCGAACGAUUUUAACUAACUGUCUUGUCUUUCGUGAAAAUUUUAAAAUGGUUCCAAGUCCCAGGCCUCGUUUCUGUCCAGUGUCCAGUGUUUAGUGUCCAUGUAAGUGUUUGUGUGGCGGCCACUUGGACUGGCCAGCAUGCUCAUAACUUAUUACGGUUCAAGAAGGCCUAAGUUAGUCUUAAGAGAGGGAGCACAUUCUGCUCCCGAGCCAGCACUGUAAAUUAAGCAAAACCAACUUCUGUGUAUAAAACGAAAACCCAUUUAUGAUUGUUAUUAGCGUCUAGUUGAAGAUAUCAGAAAGCGAAAGGCAAAUAAACGCAAUGCGAAUGUUA
Drosophila ficusphila is the source of this 1062-nucleotide messenger RNA. RefSeq names its product transmembrane protein 11 homolog, mitochondrial (gene Pmi). Gene Ontology annotation, cellular component: mitochondrial inner membrane. Bases 88 to 609 code for a protein of 173 amino acids. Gene Ontology annotation, biological process: inner mitochondrial membrane organization. The record is from RefSeq and is a predicted model, not a curated record. NCBI's taxonomy places the organism in Eukaryota, Metazoa, Arthropoda, Insecta, Diptera, Drosophilidae. The transcript has 4 exons.